Rhineura floridana is the source of this 3205-nucleotide messenger RNA. It is a transcript of the gene NUDT13, whose product is annotated as nudix hydrolase 13. The record is from RefSeq and is a predicted model, not a curated record. Bases 130 to 1326 code for a protein of 398 amino acids. The transcript is spliced from 11 exons. NCBI's taxonomy places the organism in Eukaryota, Metazoa, Chordata, Lepidosauria, Squamata, Rhineuridae. Gene Ontology annotation, molecular function: hydrolase activity; metal ion binding.
ACUUCGGGUUACUAAAUAGUGAGCCGAGCCCUUAGAAAAUCUGUCUUGGUCCCUGUUAUGGAGGGCAGUCGCUCAAGGCUUGUCGCUGACUGAAACUACACUGCUUUUUGUAACCCUGUGACACACAAGAUGGCAAUUUCAUUGAUUUGUCAAGCAGGAUAUAGAACAGCUGCUUCUCUGUAUUGCAGGCUGCAUUCAACCUAUGUCAAGAGAAUAAGGUUUAUGUUACAAAGGAGGAUUGGAUGCCAAAUGAGAACACCUCUGAACAGGGCAAUCCAGACCCCUGAUCUGCCAUGCUGGAGGGGGGCUGGAUUACUGUUUGGCUCUGCCAGCGGAGGCAGGUGGAAACCCUGCCCCAGAAACUCUCAUUUUGGGGGGAAGAGGUAUAUGUUUGAGCUAAAAGAAGAUGAUGCUGCAUGUAGGCAAGGCUAUAACUCAGGAACUUUUUUCCUGUUUUACAACUUCUCUCCCUUCUUGCAACACAAAGGAACAAUGGUCUUGGCCCCAAAGAUAAAUGCAUCAGAAAUUAAAAGAAUUCUGGAGAAGUUCAGACAGGGAGAAGAAAGGAUAGAGGAUUCCAUGCUGGUUGGUUGUUCAGAUGAGUGCACACCAUAUUUUGCUUUGGAUCUAGGAUUCUUGGAAAGAUCUGCCCUUGAAUCUGAACUCAAUGGAUCAUUUGCAGAAUUGCGGAAAGCUUUCUUCCAGUUAGAAGAGGAAGAUGCAUCCUUGAUUUCCACGGCUCAGUCUCUCCUUCGCUGGCAUGACAACAACCGAUAUUGUGGCAAAACUGGGCAGCCCACAAUGAAGAACCUGUCUGGGAGCAAACGGGUUUGUCACAGCAGUGGAAUAAUCUAUUACCCACAGAUAUUUCCAGUGGUCAUUACUUUGGUAUCUGAUGGGAGUCGAUGCCUUCUUGUACGGCAAGCAUCAUUUCCUAGAGGGAUGUACAGUGCUCUGUCUGGCUUCUGUGAUAUGGGUGAAACUUUGGAAGAUACAGUCCGGCGGGAAGUGGCUGAAGAGGUGGGAUUAGAGGUGGAGUCUUUGUGGUAUUCUGCAUCUCAACACUGGCCAUUCCCAAACAGCACACUAAUGAUAGCUUGUCAUGCGCUGGUGCACCCACAACAGAGUAAGAUUAAUAUCAACAUACAGGAGCUAGAAGCAGCCAAGUGGUUCAGCCAUGAGGAGGUCGUGAAGGCUCUUGGACGGGAACCAAAAUCUUCCAAAGAAAAGGAUGACAGCCUUUCUUUUUGGGUGCCACCUAAGCAAGCCAUAGCCCACCAGUUAAUUCAAGAAUGGGUUAAGAAGCAAGCCUCUGUGCCUGCUUAGAGAUGUCUGUUCAACCAUUUACUGCUCCAGGAAUUUCUCAUAGGAUUCCAGGGAAGAAAGAGGUCUCUCAACAAUCAACUCGAUUCCAAGAAAGACGUAAGAUAAGACUGAGGUACAUUGUUAUUCCUGUAACGAACACAGAGAGUAUUAGCUGGUAAACUACAUUCUGCGCAGGGCACACAACACGCUUGCAAACCAUGCAGCAGCGAAAAGGUUAUAAUUCUCUUAAUAUGAAAUGAAAAAAUAUGUUUAUGUUUCAGUACCCUUCCAGUGUCGAAGAAACAUUUUUGAAAUGAUGACGUUAUGGUUUCACCUGCGUCACAGAAAAAGACAGUACCCAGUGACAACAGUGCAUGCUUUGCUGCAUGAUGUUUUCAAAUUCCAAUCUUAAACCAUCGAAGCUUUUAGAACACUGCAACAAACAGUACGGUGGUGAAGCUGCAGGACAUACUGUUAGCGCCUUGAAAAUUAAAAGGGCAAAAUUUGAUGCUAGCGGUACUAUCACUACUUUUACGCAUGCGUCAGUUCAGAAGCCAUUGUUACAAGCUUCUUAUCAAGUUGUGUAUAUGUGUGCAAAAAAGAAGCCUCAUACAAUAACUGAGGAAUAAAACCGUGUGCAUUGGAAAUAGCAAACACUGUGCUAGGUUCAGAAGCACAUAAGAAAAUACAACAAAUUCCCGUCAAAUGAUGUAAUCCAAUCGAAAAUUAACGACAUGAGUGAAGACAUUUUAAAUCAAGUGAUCGAAGACAUAAAAGCCAGCCCUCUGAAAGUGGCUAUCCAGCUAGAUGAGUCUACUGAUGUCAGUAAUUGCAGUCAGCUGCUAGUGUUUGUGCGUUAUGCAAAUGAGAGAGAUAUUACCAAAGAGUUCUUGUUUUGUGAACCACUGGAAUUGACAAUAAAAGUAAUUGAUGUGUUUACUCUCAUCAAAGGCUUUUUUUCUGAAACAUGAAGUUUUGAUGGAUGUUGUAGGAUCAAUUUGUACUGAUGGUUUAGGCAAAAAUUCAGCUUUUGUUUCUUAUGUGAAAAAAGAAAAUCCAGGUGUUAUGAUUAGCCAUUGUAUGCUACACCAACACGCACUUAUGGCAAAAACUUUGCCAGAGAAUUUGAAAAAUACUUUGUCUAAUGCGGUGAAAAUUGUAAAUUAUGUCGGAGGACGGGUGACCAACCAUUGCCUUUUUUGUGCUUUCUGCGAAGAAAUUGGUUCUCUUCACACCAUCCUCCUUUUCCACACAGAAGUGAGAUGGCUUUCUAGAGGUCGAAUGCUCAGUAGAGUAUAUGCAUUGCGCAAAGAAAUAAUUCAGUUUCUCAAAAACCAAGGGAGUAACUUUGUUGAUGAUUUUCGUAAGAGUGAUUCUAUUCUUCAGUUGGCAUAUUUAGUAGACAUAUUUACCCAUCUCAAUGAGUUAAACGCAUCUUUGCAAGGAUAUGACAUGAACAUCAUAAAGAGCAGAGAAAAACAGUCAGCUUUUAUGGGAAAACUCUCAAUGUGGAUAAAGUGAGUGGAAAAGAGUAAUUUUGCAAACUUUCCAGAUGACACAAAUUUAAUGGAAGAUGGCAAUUGAAAUGAAAGCCAGCUCUCAUGCUCAUACGCAGUUUCAAAAAAUGAUGUUAGGACAGUUCUGGUGUUCUCAACUGAAAACAUUUCCACGUUUGGUGAAGGCAGCACUUCAGUUUCUUAUGCCAUUUGCCAGCACCUACCUAUGUGAGGUGGGCUUUUCAUCACUUCUUCAUAUAAAAACAAAGGCCAGAAACUGCUUAAAUGUGACUGAUGAUGUUCGUGUGGCCCUUUCAAAAAAAGAGCCACGUAUAAUGAAAAUAAUUGAAAAUAAGCAGAAAAUGAGAGCAGAAGAGCCAUUAAAAGAAGUUUUUUUAAUUGUA